Heterobilharzia americana is the source of this 3595-nucleotide messenger RNA. The record is from the annotation of a GenBank genome assembly. Lineage: Eukaryota; Metazoa; Platyhelminthes; Trematoda; Strigeidida; Schistosomatidae.
ACUACUUCCAUGUCGUUUGUUCUGCCUUCGUGCAUAGUGCGUCCUUGAUGUCUCUAUUGAACAGCGUACUGAUAUACUGUGGUUGUUCAUGUUUGUGCGAAUGUUAUUUGUCGACAAAUUAGUGGGCUGUUGUUUAUUAAUGAUGGGCUUAAAAUGCUUAUUCGCCUUCGAAUUCGUGAAACAGUCAAUGUAUCAAAGCAUUGUUCUCCAUUGUGAUUGUGGUGGCAUUUCAAGUGUCUUGUGGACUUUCAACUCUUCUUCUAUCAAUAAAAAACCUGGAAAACAUUUGAUUGCAAGAAAUGCACUUCGAAUUUUUGACCUCAGAAGGGAUGAUGCUGGUGUAUACAAGUGUUAUUCUUCCAGCAAUAAGUUCAAGGAAUGUGUUGCGGUAUUUUUGACAGUAGCUGAGCCUCGACCGUAUUACAAAGCAGUUCAUGAAGAUUCUAUUCCCGACUACGAAGGUGACGAAAAAGAAAGACCCUACUGGCAUCAAAAGAUGAAAAACACACCUGCUUCAUAUGAGUUUUUUGAGAAGCCACUAAAAUUGGCUUGUUACUUCUACGUUAUGGAUAAGUCAAUCAAUCCUGUCACUGAAUGGCUUCUUCCUCAUGACCAUGACGAGUUGAAUGUACAUAAUUCUACUGAAAAGCCCAAAAUGCUGGAUUGUAACUCGAUUGAAGAAACACAACGUAAUCUUUCUGGUGUCUGCUAUGUAAUGGAAAUCACAAUCUUUUCAAUUAGUGGGACUGAUAAUUUUGAUUGUAUUGUUCGAACACCAAAUAGUACAGAUAUGGCUAUAAGUAACUCAUACAUAGUUCUUCAGAAAAUGACGCAUUUAUUUGCAUCUGAUCUAAGUGAUACAGACUUGGCUGAAUUUGAAGCUCCAAAUUUUGAACUGAUUGAGGAACUGCGUUUACCGAAUGGAACAAAUUCCAGUGGUGUAAACGCUGAAGAUUCUUAUCCUGACUUCUUAGAUUUUUCCUUUGGAGACAGUUCAAUGAAUGAAAGACAACAAGUGGAUUUAUCGACGCUUUUGUUAUCAGAUUAUGCGGAGUUUCGAUUUUAUUCUUUAGACCAUGUUGCUUGCUUAUCUGGUGAGGUGAAUUUAUUCUGUGAGAUCCCAAGAGCUUUAACUCAACUUGAAAUAUGGUAUUUUGGACAAUCCGGUGAACGACCUAAAUUUUUGAAAGAUUCAAAAGUGACUGAAAUGUUAACCAAUAACGAAAAACGAUAUACACGCUUUGAUAAUAGUAUCAUCCUGAAAUUAACAAAUUUGUCUUUGUCGGAUACUGGAAUGUAUAUAUGUAAAAAUGCUUUUCUGUAUAAGAAUAUCAGCAUAACAGUUGUGGAGUGUUCAAAGUCAAGUUUUCUCUACAGAUUUCUACCGCCUAUAAUAAUUUGGAUGAUUCUAUUUAUUACACUUGCAACUAUUCCCUUGUCAUUAUUAUUUUGUCUACGUGCUAAGCGUAAGUCAAUGCGGACAAUAAUGUCCUUGCCAAUCGAUUACAAGAGUAAGGAUGCGAAGCCAAAACGUGCUGAUUUUAUGCAAAGGAUUAACUUACUUUAUACUGAACCAUCACAGCACCAAUCGCCGUUGCUUUCUCCAUCGUCAUUGCCAUUAUCCUCACCACCAUCCUCUUCUUCUUCCUCCUCCCCCUCCCCCUCUUCAUUAUCCCCCUCAUCUCCAUUCUCUUCCACUACCGCCGUCAGCACAAGUACGAGUAAUGCUUCUAAAACUGCAUGCAAAUGGAUCACAGAGUCGAUUGAAUUAUUCUCACAGAAAUUAUUAUAUCAACGAAAGAAAUAUUCAUCACAUGAACAAAACAUUAUCCUCCAGUCUAAUAUUUUACUGUUGGAUUGGUUACGUAACUACUUACAUUGUAAUCCUAAAUCAUGUACAUCAAGAUCAUCGUUUAUUCUUGAAAAUGUUAUUGGUGAAGGCACCUUUGGAGUAGUAUAUAAAGGGAGAUUAUGCAUUUCAGAUAAUGAGAGUAAAAGUGAUACUCGAAGCUGUAAAGAAAUUGCUGUCAAAACACUAAAAGAAGGAUUUCAAGAACGACAAUUAGUCAAUUUAAUUAGAGAAUUGAGAGUUUUAACUUCGUUAAAACAACAUCCUUACGUUAUUCAAUGUUACGGGUUAUGCAUAGAUCAAGGUCGUCCAUUCAUUCUUCUUGAAAUGGCUAUCUAUGGUAAUUUACGUGAUUUCCUUAGAAAUCUUCGACCAAAAGGGAUGAAUUUUCUUGGUAAUGGUCAUGUAGGCAUUGAUCAAGUGAUUAGUUCACCCUCACAGUAUAUCAAUUUAUCAGAAUUAGAUGCAUUCAAAUGGCUAUUAUCUGAAGAUUUAAUUGAACAGCAAAUAAAAGAAUUAUUAACAUUUGCAUUGAAUAUUGCAGAUGCUCUAUUGUACUUUGAAUCAUUACAUUUGGUUCAUAGAGAUGUUGCAGCACGGAAUGUUGUAAUCACAGAUGGAUUUAUUGCAAAACUAUGCGAUUUCGGUUAUGCAUGUACAGAAGAUGAGUGUAAUUAUGGUCAUAUGCAAAUGGAUAAGGAUUAUUUGCCGGUACGCUGGAUGGCUCCAGAAUGCCUCAUGGGCAAAGAUUUCACCUCAAAAUGUGACGUCUGGUCAUAUGGUAUAUUAUUAUGGGAGCUGUUUAGCUUAGGAAAUACACCAUAUCCUGGAAUCAAUACUGACGAGUUAAUCGAAUGGUUGGACAAUGGAAAUCGUAAUUCUCGACCAUAUUUAUCCACCGAGUCAAUAUACCAGUUAAUGAUUGAUUGUUGGUCACACGAUACUGCUUGUCGACCAGCAUUUUUUGAGAUACGCAAUCGAAUUUCACGUAUAAUGUUAGAAUAUGCUGAUCUUCACUUGGAUGAAUCUAAAAAGGGAUAUAUUCAGAUCAUUUUAAAUGAAGGUUACCUAGUUCCUCGUCAGAGUUUACACUAGAACUAAUUCUCUGGAACAGUUUGAUUUGUGUAAACCAAUUAUGUGUUGUGUAUAUUUUAAGAACAAAAAAAAACAACUGACUAUCGAAUGCAGCAAUUGUAAAAUAAAUGGAAGGCUGUUUAUCAUAUCUAACAUCAGAUAGCUAAUCGUGGUAAAGAAGCACAGAAGUCGAACAAUGAACAGAUCAUCCACACCACCAGUGUAACUAUUACAGAGACCAAAAUAUGUAUUUACCUUUGUGUAUAUUUUCUAUUGUUAUUAAUAUCAUUACUAUUAUUAUUACUACUACCACUAUUAUUACUAUUAUUAUUAUGCUGUUUUUAAGGCAGAUGUAUCAUAUUUUACACAUUUUUAUUAUUUUGAUAUCCUUUACACGUUUUUGCCUUUAAAUAGAUUAUUAUUAUUGUCAUUAUUAUUAUUAUUAUUGUUAUUAUUAUUGUUAUUAUUACUGCGUACUCAUGUGUAAACAUUGAUAAGAUUUUCUUACUUCGUGUACAGUCACUAUUUUUUACUAUUGUCAUUAUUAGUUGUUGAUUACUAUAACUACUAUCGCCACUAUCAUCAUUGUUAUUAUUACUAGUAGUAGUAGUAGUAGUAAUUUCUUGUUCCUAUCAAGUAAAAUAAUAAACACAUUACAUAUAUUAGCGUAAA